CCGGCCACACAGACACCAAAAACCAAAGAUGCCUACUCUCCGCGUGCACAUCACGUGCUGCAACAUCAAGAAGCUCGACACCAAGUUCUACAACCUCGAGAAGCCCCGCUGCUGGGUGACCGUCAAGCUCGGCGAGCAGACCCACACCACCCAGGUUGGCAUCGGCCUCGACCCCACGUGGGAGGAGGACGUCGAGUUCGAGGUGACCAACCCCGAGGAGCAGAAGGUCGAGGGCACCUUCUACAUCAAGUGCGAGAAGAACGGCAACGAGCAGCAGCUCGGCGACAUGCAGACCUUCGCCCUCAACAAGCUCCUCCUGAACAAGCAGACGUUCAAGGGUCUUGUCGUGCCCGGCGGCAAGGCGGACAUGAUGUUCACCGCCCUCGACUUCGGAGACGAGCAGGCCGAGGAGGAGGACGACGCCUUCAUGGAUUUCCUCUAAGCUAAGCGGUCCAUCCUCCAGGGUUCGAUCUUCACGGAGCCCGCACAGAGCGUAGGGGUCAUAUAUGCGCGAAGACGACGAGGUGUUCUUUAAAUUCAAGCACGACGUUUCACCGA
Molecule: messenger RNA, 558 nt
Organism: Micromonas commoda
Lineage: Eukaryota; Viridiplantae; Chlorophyta; Mamiellophyceae; Mamiellales; Mamiellaceae
Exons: 2
Coding region: 29-442 (137 amino acids)
Source: RefSeq, a predicted model, not a curated record